Rotaria sp. Silwood2 is the source of this 891-nucleotide messenger RNA. NCBI's taxonomy places the organism in Eukaryota, Metazoa, Rotifera, Eurotatoria, Philodinida, Philodinidae. The record is from the annotation of a GenBank genome assembly.
AUGAUGAAAGACGUGUUAAUAAAAUUCGUGGGCCGAAAUUUCGGUCUCCCUAAAAUUCAUCGUUUAUUACCAGCAAAACAUUCAAAUGGUUCAACAGAUAAAAUAACAAUGGCAAAUGGACCAUCGAUUGGUAUAUGUACAUUAAAAUGUACAAAUAAUUUUUGUAUUACUGGUUCAAAUGAUGGAUAUGUUCGUGUUUGGUUAAAUGAUUUUACACAAGUUUAUAUUGCAGCUAAAUAUGAUCAACCUAUGUGUAGUUUAAAACCAUGGUAUGAUCAAACUCGUGUAUUAAUUUUAACAAUAUUUGGUUCAAUUGAAACAUUAAACCUUGCUAAUAAAGAAUAUAUGAAUUUAAUUCGUUCACAUACACAAUUUAUAAUAGAUAUUUAUUAUGAUGAUACAAGAAAACAAAUGAUUAGAAAACAAUUAUCAGAAUUUACAGCUAAACUUGAAACACCAGUUGUGGUUACAUAUGCACCAAAUAGACAAACAUUUGCUUGUGGAUUUAAUAAUGGAGCAAUUAAAGUUUUUGAAUUGAAUACAUCAAUUAUAUCAGCGGAAAUUACUGAUGAAGAAGGAAAUUUAUGUUUAUUAGAUGGAAAUGAUAGUUAUAAAUUACAACGAACAAUCGCUAAAGCUUUAUCAACAUCACCAAAAGGAAUACUAACAUUAUCAAUAAGUUCAGAUGGUAAGCAUACGACUUAUGUUGGACCAACUGAAUUUGUUGUAACAAUUGUUGAAACAAAUUGUUUAAAUCAAACACUUCGAAUUUAUAUAAGUGGUUGUACAUUAAUUACAAAUAAUCGACAAAUGAUAACAUCAACAGAAUCACCUUUAUUUGUACGUUUUGCACCUAAUCGACAAUUAUUAGUUGCAACAACAAAUUUUUGA